AUGAACCCAAAAGCUCUCCUUGUUCUUCUUAUACUUGCUUUGGUUACAAUUUUUGCCUUGGUGUGUGUGUUGGUGACCAGGAGGGAGAAGUCUAGUCAUUGUGGUACUAAGUCAUCUAUUUCCUUGGAUAGAAGUCAGAAGAACAAGAAUGUGAUAUUUGCUGCCCUGUCAGCAGAAGAGAUGGUACAGGUGGUGAAAUAUCUGCAACUACAGUUGCCCUUGGUAGAUGAUUCUCAUGUUGUAUUUUCCAAAAAUUUCAUUUAUUAUGUUGAUGUCAAUAUCCCCAGCAAGGAAGAGGUGCUGAAAUUCCUUGAUCAUGAUGGACCACGCCCUCCUCGACAAGCAUUGGCUGUGGUGUAUUUUGGAAAUCAACCAGAACCAAAUAUCACUGAGUAUGUUGUAGGGCCACUUCCAGUGCCCACAUAUCAUUGGGAUGUGACAGUGCAAAAGUAUGGAAAGAAAUUAUUCUAUCAUGGCAGACCUAUAUUACUCAGUGAAUUUGGGGAUAUUCGGACAUUCCUAGUGGAGAAGAAAUUUUUAGAGGCACCCACUUUUUUGACUCAAGUAUUUGGGCAUAAUGGAAGCAAUUUUGAAGGUAUUCUUGCAGUACCUGGAGGGUCUCAGUCUGGAGAACGCUUUUCCUGGGUUACCUUGUUUCAGAAUGUAAGUGGCUUUUUCUUGCAUCCAUUGGGACUAGAAGUACUUGUUGACCACAGCAGUCUGAAUGUCGCUCACUGGAAAGUCUCAAAAGUAUUUUAUAAUGGCCAAUAUUUUAACGGUUUGGCAGAAUUGGAAAAAGAAUUCAAAGCAAAGCGGGUGAGUGUAACAAAAGUUAAGCCGGUUUCUUCUGAUAGGAGCUUUUCCUCACUUCAUCCAAGGACACCCCCUCUAAAACCUGGAUCCUUCAGCCAUGAGCCUUUGGGGCAACGCUACAAAGUGAGAAACAACCAAAUAACUACCCCAACCUGGAGUUUUGCCUUUCGGAUGGAUGUACACAAGGGACUCCAUCUCUAUGAUAUCCGAUUCAAGGACCAAAGGAUUGUAUAUGAACUCAGUGUGCAGGAUGCCAUUUCUAUCUAUGGCUCCAAUAGUCCUAGUGGAAUGAUAACUCGAUAUAUGGAUGCAAGUUUUGGAAUAGGAAGAUUUGCUUAUUCAUUAGUUCGUGGAGUUGAUUGCCCUUACUCUGCCACCUACCUCGAUGCUGUUUAUUUAAUUGAAAACAUCAAGCCAGAGGUACACAAGAACUCAAUUUGUGUGUUUGAGCAGAGUACAGGGACCCCUUUCCGGCGUCAUUUUUCCAAUUUUCAGUCUUUCUAUUAUGGGGGACUCGCUAGUUCUUCACUAGUCAUACGUUUUAUAGUUACCAUUGGUAACUAUGACUAUGUCUGGAGUUUUAGUUUUCAUCCAAAUGGUGCCAUUGAAAGCAAAGUCCAAGCAACUGGAUACAUAAUCUCAUCUUUCCUCCAUGGUGACGGGCUGAAUUAUGGCAAUAGAGUUGCAGAUCACACACUUGGUACAAUCCAUACUCAUGUCAUCAACUCCAAAGUUGAUUUAGAUGUUGGAGGUACAAAAAAUUCCUUGGUUAGCAAUGAUAUGACUUUUGAGAAAGUAAACGCUCCCUGGAAUCCAGGCCAUGAGAUUCAGAGAAUGAAAAUAGUGAAAAAGGUCUUGGAUACCGAAGAUAAGGCUGCCUUUCGCCAUAAUGAUAAGAUGCCAAGAUACAUAUAUUUUGCAGCAAACAGCACAAACAAGUGGGGCCAUAAGCGUGGCUACCUAAUCCAGACAAUCAGCUAUGCUGGAGACCAUCUCCCAGAGGCAGAUCCAAUGGAGAGAGCUAUCAGUUGGGGCAGGUACAAGCUGGCUGUCACCAAGCGAAAGGAGAAAGAACCUUGCAGUUCCAGCAUCUAUAAUCAGAAUGACCCAUGGACACCUACUGUUGCCUUUGCAGACUUUAUAAAUAAUGAGAGCAUUGUUGAUGAGGAUCUGGUUGCUUGGAUCACCACCGGAUUUCUACAUAUUCCCCAUGCGGAGGAUAUUCCUAACACCGUGACACUUGCAAAUGCAAUUGGCUUCAUCUUAAGACCUUAUAAUUAUUUUGACAAUGACCCCUCCAUUGACUCGCCUGAUAGUGUGUUCUUCACUGACAAGGAUGACUUCAACUCCUGUGAGAUCAACCAUAUUGCUUGCCUCCCUAAAACAGCUGCUUGCGUGCCCAAUCUUCCACCCUUCACUUAUGAAGGUUUCGAAAAUCAGACAAAGCUCUGAUACUGUCCAGAUUUUGAGUCAAUGCUGCUGUUUGUACUGGAAAUAGUCGAGCACAAAAUCUGUGUGUAAGAUAGCAAUUUUGAGACCUUUAUUCUUGACAGUGUUUCACCUAAAUCUUAGCUCUGUUGGCAUUGUAUUCACUUGUGUUUGCAACUUAUUAUCUACCAAAUUGUUGUAUUUUUUUUAAUCCAACUGCUUCUCCUGUUAAUUUUUUACUUGAAGAUAAUAUUAGAUAUAUCUGUCAAGUAUAUUUACCAUUUGCUCUAUCUAUCUAUCUAUCUAUCUAUCUAUCUAUCUAUCUAUCUAUCUAUCUAACAUCCUUCCAUCCAUCUAUCCAACUAGUAUCUGUAUUUUGGUAAUUUGCUACCUACCUACCUACCAGAUAUAAAAGGUCUACAUCCUCUUGUUAAAAAGUCAAGUUUUGAGAUGUAAAAAAAUCAGACUAAAAUAAAUCACUUCAGAACUUUUUCUACCUGUAAUAUAACAUAUUAUCUGUGCAAUUUUAUUGGAAAACAAACUGAAAUCUUUUUUUCCGGGGGGCAGAUAAAAAAAUUCAAUAACAUGGUUUCAUAAGUGUACACACCUCCUUAUAAAUAGGGAUGUGGCUGUGUUCAGAAUUAACCAAUCACAUUCAAACUGAUGUUAAAUAGUAGUCAGUGCACACCAGCCACCUAUUAAAAUGCCUUUGAUGAAGCCCAUAUAAAGUUCAAAUAUUAUAGUAGAAUCUUUUUGACAUUUACUCAGUUGCCUCUUACAGCAAAACUAUCUGUCUAUCUUCAAAGGAUUUCUAAAGCAUCAAAGAGACCUCACUAUUGGAAGGAGAAUGGUACAAAAAUUUAUAAAACAUUGAUUAUACCAUGGACACAGUGAAGACAGUCAUCAACAAGUGGAAAAAAUAUGGUACAACAGUGAUAUUACCAAGAACUGGAGAUCCUCGAAAACUGAUGAAAAAAUAAGAAAAUUAAAGUACACCACAGUGAAGCAUGGUGGCAGCAGUGUUGUGCUUUGGAGCUGCUUUUGUUCAGUUCGAACUGGGGCUUAAUCAGAGUGAGGGUUGAGGGAAUUAUAAAGAGUUCCAAAUAUUGGUCAACUUUUGCACAAAAGCCUCAGGCUUUUGCUAAAAUGCUGAAGAAGAGGAAUAUCAACUUUCAAUGACAAUGACCCAAAGCGAAACAAAAGCAUGGCUUCACCAGAAGAAGAUUAAAGUUUUGGACUGAAACUUUGGAAGGAAACUUGAAUCAAAUUGAGGGAUGAGGGAUGUCCUGAAGAGGAUUGGGCACAGGAGAGGCUUUCACAAUCUGACAAAUUUGGAGUGCUUUUCCAAAGGAAGAAUGGGCAAAGGUUCCCAAGGCAAAGUUGCGCCAUCCUAUCCUCAGAGGCUGAAUGCUGUCAUAAAGGUGCUUCAAUAAAAAUGUGCCCGCAUAAGCAACCAUGGUAUUGUAAAAAAAUUUCCCCUUAAACAAUAUUCCAG
Molecule: messenger RNA, 3736 nt
Organism: Pseudonaja textilis
Lineage: Eukaryota; Metazoa; Chordata; Lepidosauria; Squamata; Elapidae
Product: amine oxidase [copper-containing] 3-like
Biological process (GO): amine metabolic process
Cellular component (GO): plasma membrane
Molecular function (GO): copper ion binding; quinone binding; primary methylamine oxidase activity
Source: RefSeq, a predicted model, not a curated record